AUUUCAGGUUUUUUUCUUCUUGUACUAAUAUACGUACAGAGACAAAAAAGCCCUGGAGGUUGAGGUCAGAAAUUCUUAUAUAGGUUUUUGUCAAAACUUUAUUUCGCGAAAAAUCUCACAGUCCCUCAUUUUUUGAUUGCAUUAACUUUGAGUAAAAUUUUAAAACUAGACAUUUUAUAUGUAAAACAUUUCGAGAUUACGCCAGAUUAUGCAUUGGUGUUUCAAAAAUGGUAUUGAAGAAUAAAUUUCCGUUAAAAAUAUGUAUAGCUAACUUAAUGUUUAAGAUGAUAAGAUUUUACUCGCGAAUUUUCUAUAUCCCCAAUUCGCGAUAACGAUUUCCUAUUUUUGCUAGUAAUAUGAAAAAAAUUGACAAACUUGAAUACAAAAAUUUUGGCGCGGGAAAGUUUGCAUUCGCGUUAUCAGAAAUCUUGCUUUCAUUGAAUAUCAAAUAUCUUUCAAAGUAGACGGCUUUUUCUAUGAAGUUUUAAAAAGACACUUUAUCAGCCUAAUAUUUUGUUGGAUUAUGCUGAAAUAUUCAAAAGCAUCCCCGCCCCCAAGGUUUGUUCCCUAAUGUCAAAGCUGUUAGCGCUUAGCUGGUGCCCUCGAUGUCAAAAAGGCAGGAACCUCUGGGGACGAGGUUGAUUUCGAAGUUGUUUCCGCUUCAAACCUUACUACGUCAAUCAUUUACACAGUAAGUUUGUAAUCAGAAAGAAAGGACGUAUCCUUCUUUUCUUUUAAUAGAACAAAGCGAAUGUAUUCUCGCCCUACCUAGCUAAAUUAAGGGAACUAAAUUUUCGCGAAAACUAAUUUUCACGAAGUUGGAAAGUCCUAAUAUUUCGCGAAUGAAACGAAAUCGGAAUUUGGCGAUAUUUUGCGUAUCAAUUUAUCAAAAUCAAUUUAUCAAAAUAAUAAAAAAUAAACAGGCUUCGUCUAAGUAAUGAAUCUAUUGUUUCUUAAUUACCGAUCACAUAAACGAGGUUAGUUAAUAAUGGUAACCACAACAAAACACAACAAAAAAAUAUAUUUAUAUUGAGAUAAGAUAUUGUAUAUAGUAGAAGUUGUCACAUGUAACAAAUAAUUUAAAAAUGAAAAAGAAAUGAAAAAUUACAACGAUAAAAAUAUGGGAAGAAAGAAACAAGCUUUGUUUAUCAUUAUUUUAGUAAUUGGACUAACGCUCAUAAUAACAUUUGUAAGAAAAUAUCAAAAGUUGGAACUUGAAGGUAUGACCAUAGAUAUAAGAAAAUACGAAUAUGCUUCUAACAACAUAGUUUUUAACCACUCCAUCUUAGAGACGAUUAGAAAGCGAUUAACGUUACUCAGGAGGACUAUAAACACGGUUAAACUUUUAAAAACACGCGAAACAGAGAACCUAGUAAAUCUACAUAAACCUGUACGAGAAUUGGUUAGAAAUGGCAGAAAUCCGGAAAACAUCAUUCUAGCGACUCCACGUCUGCCGCCACAAAGUGCAACUAAAGUUAUUAUUCUAGUGUUGUCAGACACGAACAACUUUCACGCGCGAAAACUCAUACGAAGUACAUGGGCAAAAAUCAAAACAUUGAAACUACCUGGAAACAAAACUGUUCUGUUGAAAUGGAAAGUCUUCUUUUCAGUUGGGUACAAGCAAGUCAAAGGAUUUGAUUGGAUAGAACACGAGUCGAUUUUUCAACAAGAUCUUAUUGUUACUGACCUGGUGGACAGUCCCGUCACUACAACAAUGAAAAUUAUGACGUCACUAAGAUGGCUGCAAAACAGUUGCGUGUUUGAUUACGUAUUUGUGAUUAAGGACAAUAUGUUUGUCAACAUGGCAGGCCUUUACGACUUCAUCCACAGUGCAGACAAACCGAGUAAAGGAUUAUAUGCAGGCAGAAUAAACUUUAAACAUAAACUGACUCAUUUAUCUGAAAUAAAAAAUAUGAAUACAUACUACCCGCGGCACGCUGAGGGAGAUUUAUUUAUUAUGUCUUCGGAUGUCGUAAAGAAAGUUCUCACAUUUUUCAAUGAAACUCAGUCAAAAUCGAUGAGAUCAGAUGUUUAUAUCGGGCAGUUAGUUUUAAAAAGUGGUUUCGAUGUAUGGAAUAUAGCAGACUUGAUAAUACCCUUCUGUGUUCACAGCAGAAUGAAUAUUAUUAACGUUUUAAAUUACGACACAACAAAGGAUUGUAUGGAAUAUUUAUAUAGAAUUAUUACCCUAUGACAUUAUUACGUUAAAAUAACUUCCUAUCUUGGACACGCCCUAAAACUUUAGGUCACCCACUGUUUAAAUGCUAAGUAAUAAUUCGCUUAAACCAAAUAUUUACAGUAGUGCUUCAUCAACCACGUCCUGAGAUCUCUUUUUCACUUUUUGAUAUCAAAAAUCAAUAUCAAAAAGUAUAAAAGA
This is a messenger RNA of Hydractinia symbiolongicarpus, 2377 nucleotides long. RefSeq lists its product as uncharacterized. Bases 1097 to 2194 code for a protein of 365 amino acids. The record is from RefSeq and is a predicted model, not a curated record. Gene Ontology annotation, cellular component: membrane. Lineage: Eukaryota; Metazoa; Cnidaria; Hydrozoa; Anthoathecata; Hydractiniidae. The transcript has a single exon. Gene Ontology annotation, molecular function: hexosyltransferase activity.